This is a messenger RNA of Vanderwaltozyma polyspora DSM 70294, 876 nucleotides long. It is a transcript of the gene NHP10, whose product is annotated as Nhp10p. Bases 1 to 876 code for a protein of 291 amino acids. The record is from RefSeq and is a predicted model, not a curated record. The transcript has a single exon. NCBI's taxonomy places the organism in Eukaryota, Fungi, Ascomycota, Saccharomycetes, Saccharomycetales, Saccharomycetaceae.
AUGUCUGACAAUGAUUUGAAACGUAAUGUUGAAGAAUUGAAGGAAGAGAAUGAAGUAUUAGCCUUAGGUAUCCAAAGGACAAGAUUAUCUAUAAAAAGAUUAAAGUUAGAAUACAGUGUACUUUUAGAGAGGCUAGAGGCAAGAUUAGAGAUAGAUCCUGAAUUGAGUUAUGAAAACCCUUUACCCACAUUGGAGUCAUUUAAGAAGGAAUUGUUAACAAAACCAUUAAAAAAGACAAAAAGUAAGUCUCAAAAGGCAAAAGAUAGAGAUCCAAAUUUACCUAAGAGACCAACCAAUGCCUAUUUGUUAUUCUGUGAAGUAAAUAAAGAAAAGAUUAGGCAAUCGGGUACACAAGAUGUGACAAAGGCAUUGGCUGAAGCUUGGAAGAAUUUAAGUGAAGAGGAUAGAAAACCUUAUUACAAAUUAUAUAGUGACGAUAGGGAAAGGUAUAAAAGAGAAAUGGAAAUAUAUACAAUGAACAAUGAAAAUAAAAAAGAAGCAGAAAUUAAAAGCGAGGAUAAGACAGAAGAUAUUAAAUCAGAAAAUCCAAGCACAAAAGAAGCUAGUAAAGAAGAUAUAGAUAUAGACAUUGAUGACGAUGAAGAUGAUGAUGACGAAGACGAUGAAGAGGACGAAGACGAAGAGGCAGAAGAGGAUGACGAAGAUGAGGCAGAAGAGGAUGAGGAGGAAGAAGAAGAGGAAGAAGACCAGGAUGAGGACCAGGAAAAUGGUACCCAAGUUGAAGAAGAUAGUAAUGCUGCUGUAGUUGCCGAAGAUGAUGAUGACAACAAUGACAAUGACAAUGAUGACGACAACGACAACGACAACGAUGGAAUUUCUGACGAAAUUUCUGAUGUCCCAGCGAGUGAUAUAUAA